This is a messenger RNA of Caenorhabditis sp. 36 PRJEB53466, 1000 nucleotides long. NCBI's taxonomy places the organism in Eukaryota, Metazoa, Nematoda, Chromadorea, Rhabditida, Rhabditidae. The record is from the annotation of a GenBank genome assembly.
AUGGUUGUUCAAGAAUGUGUUGCGGAGGUGUCUAGUCCCCACAAAACGCGGCAAUCCAAAAGUAUUGGUUUUAUGAACGUUUAUUAUUUCGCAGGCCGUUUCUCUUCUUGAUGCCCUCGACAAGGAGCUCAACAACUACGUCAUGUGCAUCCGAAAGUGGUACGGAUGGCAUUUCCCAGAACUCGGAAAGAUUGUCCAGGAUCAUGGAGCGUAUGCCAAGGUAACGCUGGUGCUGAGAUAAUACAAUCGAAACAAAAUUUGUUUUAGAUUGUGAAGACGAUUGGAAUACGUCAAAACGCAAUCAACGCCGACUUGUCUACUAUUCUUCCGGAAGAUCUGGAAGAGAAGGUCAAGGAGGAUGCUGAGAUCUCAAUGGGAACUGAUGUCUCGGAAAUCGAUCUCAUGUACAUCAAGGGUUUCUGUGAGUAGAUUAUCAAACUCUCACAAUAUCGGUAUGUUUCGAAAGUGAUUAAUGUGGUGAAUAUAAUUCAUUUUUAGCGCUCCACUUUUCGACUACCUCAAAAUCCGUAUUACUGCCCUCGCUUCGAAUCUCACAGUUCUCCUCGGAGAGCUCGUCGGCGCUCAUUUGAUCUCUCACGCUGGAUCCCUCGCCUCGUCGCGCUGGCCAAGGCUCCAGCUUCGACGCUUCAGAUCCUUGCAGCCGAAAAGGCACUUUUCCGUGCUCUCAUGACCAAGCGGAAUACACCGAAGUAUGGAUUGAUUUAUCGUGCUCAGCUUAUCACAGAAGCCCCGCCAAAGAUCAAGGGAAAGGUAAAGAUAACGUUUAGUAAUUUCAAUUUUCACAAAAUGAACUAUUCAGAUGGCUCGCAUGCUUGCUACCAAAUGCUCGGUGGUUGCCCGCAUUGACGGCGUCAACGCUCUGUCCGCCGAAACCAUUGACAAUGCAUUCGGAAUGAAGUGCCUUGCUUUCCUUGAGAACGUCCUCCAAACUGAGUCGGAACGCCAUCCGAGAAGCAGAGAAACGACAAGGACGAAUUGA